GGGAAACACAGGCCUAUAAUGUGGAGGAGGAUCCUCGAGGAAGCGGUUAAGAAGUACUCCUUCGUUCGGGCGAUUCGGGCUCGCGACAGAAGGACAGUUGCCUACAUAUUGAUCUGCCCUUUGUAUUCGCCAUUCUGCCGCACGGAGGGUUCAGACCGGGACGGAGGCUUAGCUGACUAACGGCUUUUCUGAACGCUGGCACAACUCAAGUACCAUGGAGAAUACCUAGAGGAG
Gloeophyllum trabeum ATCC 11539 is the source of this 234-nucleotide messenger RNA. RefSeq lists its product as uncharacterized. The transcript is spliced from 2 exons. NCBI's taxonomy places the organism in Eukaryota, Fungi, Basidiomycota, Agaricomycetes, Gloeophyllales, Gloeophyllaceae. Bases 19 to 180 code for a protein of 53 amino acids. The record is from RefSeq and is a predicted model, not a curated record.